This is a messenger RNA of Protopolystoma xenopodis, 246 nucleotides long. The record is from the annotation of a GenBank genome assembly. Lineage: Eukaryota; Metazoa; Platyhelminthes; Monogenea; Polystomatidea; Polystomatidae.
AUGGCCACCAAGCCCAAGCUAGCAACAAAGCCUGAAACAACUUAUUAUAAAACUUCGAUGGAUGCUUGUUGCACCGUCCAAGAAUUUGCCAGUUUUGAAAGGGAAAAAAGGAACAAGUCGGUGCACUCAUUGCACGUGUCUAGAAACUGGAGCCGAGCUGAUCCGAUCCGCGGGUUGAAAAUGUGGCCGUGUGGCUUGCAAAAAGGGGUGCGGCCUCGUGACGAUGCCAAUGUUGCAAGUCCGUAA